AUAGUGACUCUUCGCUGUUUGCGUUUAGUAAUAGCAGAGACACCACCCAGCGACAAGAUGCCCAAGUUGAUUCUGUACGGUUUGGAGGCAAGUCCGCCAGUUCGUGCCGCCAAAUUGACUUUGGCUGCCCUGGAUGUUCCCUACGAUUUCGUCGAGGUAAACACUCGGGCCAAGGAGAACUUCUCUGAGGAGUUUCUGAAGAAGAAUCCCCAGCACACGGUGCCCACGUUGGAGGACGAUGGACAUUUCAUCUGGGACUCACAUGCCAUCAUUGCCUAUCUGGUGUCCAAAUACGGCAAAACGGACAGUCUCUAUCCGAAAGAUCUCCUCCAGCGUGCUGUCGUGGAUCAGCGAUUGCAUUUCGAGUCCGGGGUGAUCUUCGCCAACGCACUGAGAAGCAUAACCAAGCCACUUUUCGCCGGUCAGCAAACCACGAUUCCCAAGGAGCGUUACGAUGCUAUUAUUGAGGUCUAUGACUUCCUGGAGACCUUCCUUGCUGGAAAUGACUACGUCGCCGGCAGUCAGCUUACCAUUGCCGACUUCAGUAUCAUCUCAACUGUGUCCUCGUUGGAAGCCUUCGUGAAGGUGGACACGACCAAAUAUCCUCGUAUUGCUGCCUGGAUCAAUAGACUCCAAAAGCUGCCCUACUACGAGGAGGCCAACGGCAAUGGGGCUCGUAUAUUUGAGUCCUUCAUCAGAGAGUAUAAUUUAACUUUCGCAACUAAGUAAAUCAUUUAUACACAUGCUUUAUAAAUAAUAUAAUCUUAAGCAUUUCGUACAGUAAACAAAAUAAACAAAUAGAAAAUAUACAAAUAAAAAUACAAAAGAGCACCUCGCCAGGUUUUUAUUAACUCUCUUGCGAAAAUGUGUCUCUUUAACGUUCUCUUUCCAAAUUAAAUAAAUAUGGUGCCUCUUUGGUUUA
This is a messenger RNA of Drosophila simulans, 922 nucleotides long. RefSeq names its product glutathione S-transferase 1 (gene GstE7). The coding region runs from base 58 to 729 and encodes 223 amino acids. The record is from RefSeq and is a predicted model, not a curated record. Gene Ontology annotation, biological process: glutathione metabolic process. The transcript has a single exon. Lineage: Eukaryota; Metazoa; Arthropoda; Insecta; Diptera; Drosophilidae. Gene Ontology annotation, molecular function: glutathione transferase activity.